GGUUUAGUAAGUAAAUCUAAUGGCGGUAAAAAGGUUAAAAGCUUUUGACAAAUCAGAUACAAGAUAAAAGACACGAAGAAGCUGAGUUUSUAUUGUUUUAGCCGAACGCCUAUAGUACCCAUGGUAAAUGGAUUCUAUUUUUAACCUGCUGUUUUAUCGCGACAGUGUUUGUUUCACGUGAUCAAAGAWCGAGCUCAAACCGUCAAUAUUUACUAACAGGCUUAUUAAUGAAACAAGGUUAUGUUAUUUGAAGAACUGACAUGAGGGAACAUAUUUUACUAAUGAUAUUCGUCAUUUCCAUGGCUCAAGACGGCACUGCCAAGCCACCAAACAUAGUUUUUUAUCUAGUCGAUGAUCUUGGAUGGAGUGAUGUUGGAUAUCAAAAUAUGUCAAUAAUAUCCACACCCAAUAUCGACCAAUUGGCGUCGGAAGGAGUUAUACUCGAUAAUUAUUAUGUUCAGUCAGUGUGCACUCCAACAAGGGCAGCUUUAUUGACAGGAAAAUAUCCCAUUCAUACAGGAAUGCAGCAUGGUGURAUACUACCCCAACAACCAUAUGGACUCCCUCUGGACGUGACACUGCUCCCGCAGAAAUUAAAAGAUGCUGGUUACAUCAGUCAUAUUGUUGGUAAAUGGCAUCUUGGCUAUCAUGAAUGGCAGUACACACCCACCUAUCGGGGAUUUGACACUUUCUACGGGUUUUACAAUGGUGCCGAAGACCACUGGACUCAUAAAAAGAACGGAAUACUUGAUCUACGAGAUCAAAAAAUCCCGGUGACUGAUAUGAACGGCAUCUUCUCUACUAAUAUGUUUACUAAGCGAGUGUUAGAGAUAAUCARUGGCCACAAUUCGUCCAUGCCUCUCUUCCUUUACAUCCCAUUUCAAAGUGUYCAUACUCCAAACCAAGCACCCGAGACGUUCACCAAUCAGUAUAGCUUCGUGCACGACGAAACAAGAAGGAUCUAUUUAGGAAUGGUUGGUGCAGUGGAUAACGCCAUUGGUACCAUUACAGACGCAAUGAAGAAAAGAGGUCUUUGGGAAAACACAUUAACAAUAUUCAGCUCUGACAACGGUGGUAAUCCCAUAUAUGGAGGUUACAACUGGCCACUACGAGGUACGAAAGGAAGUUUAUGGGAGGGUGGGGUGAGAGGAGCAGCUUUUGUUCAUGGCUCAAUGAUCGAAAAAAAGGCAAGAAAGUGUAAAGAGCUCUUGCACGUCACUGAUUGGUUCCCUACUCUAACAUCACUGGCCGGUCUGAAUAUUGAAAAAGACGAAUUUGAAGGACUUGAUGGGUUCAAUGCGUGGAACACGAUUUCCAAAGGAGAACCAUCCCCAAGAAAAGAAAUAUUACUCAAUUUAGAUGAGCAUGAAUCAGGCGAAGCGACAAUAUCGUUCGAAGGAGCAGCAAUACGUGUGGGAAACAUGAAACUACUGAUGAACGUAAUCAACUUUCCUUGGUUUAUUUCUCCUGAACUCGGCGAUGGCGGACAAAAAUACACAAGGUUAUUAUGGGAAGUGUUAAUAGCGGGAAUAAGACCCGUAGAAGAUAUGCCAGAGAAAACUAAACUAAAGCUUAAGAACAUGGCCAUCAAACAAGCUUUAUUUGACAUUGACGCUGACCCAGARGAACGGCAUGACCUUAGUGAGAUAUUCCCGGAUAUUGUUGCUCGUCUAAAGAGUAGAGUGGAUUUUUACAGAAAGAGCCUUCUUAAGAUACGUAAUAAACCUAAURACAUUUGUGCUUUGAAAAACGCACAACGAGACAAUGUAUGGGGACCCUGGAAAGGAACAGAGUAAUAUUAAAAUCAAAUCAAAUUUUCUCUAAUAUCUAAGUUGCGAAGUUCUGAAUACAUUGCUGUCUUCCGCUUCAGUUUCCCUAUGUUUAACAGMUGUAGUUGUGACUUGGACUGUAACUACAUGCGCGGACUUUGAAAUGCCAUUUAGUUCGAAUUGAAGGACUCAUUUUCAUCAGGAAGGUCAUAACAGUUUAUCGUACCACAUGCGAUAGGGAUAAAUUUCUUUAUCAUGGACUACCAACUAGCUGAUCAGGAGUCUGGUAACUAUURGAAGUUGAGGGAACCAGGACACUUCUUUAUAAAUCCUAAUAAUAAAUAACUUUUUGUCUCAAUAGCUUUAGCCAGACAACAAAUUUCCUACUAAUUGGGGUGACUCAAACACACACACGUCUCAAKAUUGACUGUUUUAGCAUAGGAAACCCCUCACAGCUAGUCAGUUUUGGGUUCAAAAGAUAGUGUGCUUGAAGUCAGACCAUGGGAGAUCUUUUGCGCGUGCAAACUCCAGAAAUUUAGAUGAGCAGUUACCGUAGGAGUUAUGAAUAAAGGUCCCAGUAACGAAAAAGACAGCUGAAAUACAUUACUCGACGCGAUAGAUAGGUAGAUUGACAAAAACGUAAAUCUGAAGUCGGCCCGCCUACGGCUAGCCCGACUAAUUAUAGCGAUUCUUUUUGAAAGGCGUGUCCAUUCUUACCUGAUGACUGAUGAUGCUCUACUAGUARCGAAACCAUGGAAAUUAGUUAUUCAAUCUGCUCCUGACAACCUGAAGUAUAAAAUCAACAUGAGUCCGAAAAAAUGCCAUAGUAGGUGACGAUAUUUUGCGACAAGCCUUUGUGCAAAUAAACCGAAGUUAGUGGCGUCGCGUUUUCAUAUAAAAACCAGUGAUCGAAGUUCUAGUCAUAAACUCUGUCUGAAUCAAGUAUUAACUCUGCUAGGAUAAUUGCCAAUUUAUGGCACUGCCCCGCUUGAGCCAGUUUAACUUUAACUUUGACUGAAAGACUAAAACAUAUGAAAAUAUCAGUAUUUGACUGAAAGACUAAAACAUAUGAAAAUAUCAGUAUUUGACAACGAAUAACAAUUAAA
Molecule: messenger RNA, 2875 nt
Organism: Exaiptasia diaphana
Lineage: Eukaryota; Metazoa; Cnidaria; Anthozoa; Actiniaria; Aiptasiidae
Product: arylsulfatase B
Exons: 7
Coding region: 261-1796 (511 amino acids)
Source: RefSeq, a predicted model, not a curated record